UCCCUCCUCUCCCCUUUGCCUCAGCUCAGCUGAAGUGAAGAGCCUAGCGUUUAUUUGCAAAAGCCAUCGUCUUCAGCCGAAACCACUCUAAAUCUUGUAACGCCAAUAUUUUCAACAACCAUGAGUGACAGCUUUUCGAGAACAGAAAUAUUGGCAGCUACUGUGAAGCUGUCGGUGCUCGCUGCAUUCACAUACGUCACCCUUAAAUUCAUUCUUGGGCAACUAGAUCCAGAUUCUGAAUCAGAGUCUACGUAUAAGAAUGCACGCAAAAAGGCUAAAGCCAUUUUGGAACGUCUUGGUUUAUCAAACGAGAAACAUCUAAAAUCGCUUAAUCAACAUGAGUUGAUGAUUGCUAAGGGUCUGAUAGACCCUCGUGAUAUUACCACUACAUGGGAUCAUAUUGCUGGCUUGGAUAAUGUUCUGCAAGAGUUGCGUGAAACUGUUAUCCUGCCGAUUCAGAAAAAAGAAUUGUUUGCUGAUUCGCACCUUACUCGGGCCCCGAAGGGAGUACUGUUGUACGGGCCCCCAGGAUGUGGUAAAACUAUGAUAGCUAAAGCUAUUGCUCGGGAAGCUGGCUGUAAUUUCAUUAAUUUGGACAUGUCAUGUUUAACUGACAAGUGGUAUGGAGAAAGUCAGAAGCUUGCCUGUGCUGUGUUUACUCUGGCUGUGAAACUUCAACCAUGUAUUGUCUUCAUUGAUGAAAUAGAUUCUUUCCUGCGUAAUCGGUCUUCAUUUGAUCAUGAAGCAACUGCCAUGAUAAAAGCACAAUUCAUGUCUCUGUGGGAUGGUCUUACUACUGAUCCAUCAUGCACGGUUAUUGUUAUGGGUACCACAAACAGACCACAAGAUUUGGAUCGAGCUAUUUUACGUCGUAUGCCAGCUUCCUUUCAUAUUGAGAUGCCUAAUGCUGUUCAGCGCCAACAAAUACUUGACAUAAUAUUAAAGACAGAACCAAUUGCAAAUGAUGUCAACCUACAUAGACUGGCCGAAAUCACCGAUGGGUUCUCAGGAUCAGAUUUGAGGGAAUUGUGCCGCUCAGCAUCAGUCUACAGGUUGAAAGAUUUCAUGAACAACAGUCAAAAAGAAAAAGCAAAUACGUCAAAUGAAUCAGAAGAUGAAUUCCAUGAUGCACUUCGUCCUAUCACAAUGGAGGACCUGUCAACUGCCUGUUUAAAAUUGCGCAACUCAAAGGACUUCUGUGGAGCAGAAUACUCGCGUCAAGAAGUCAGUUGGAACAGGGUUUAAGCUUCUUUAGUUUUAACUUUUAUGUUUGCUAUUGAAAUUAUGUAGUUGGAUAAGACAUCACGAGCUAGUAGCCCCAACUCCUCUUGUGGUAAUGUGUACUGUUCCAUCAUAAUAGUAAUUAUUAUUUGUUUGCAAAACUUAUGUUUAAUUGUUUAAAAAUUCCUUUUUUUUUUCCAUUUGUUAUACAAUUUCUAAUGACUCAUGUUUUGCAAAGUGCGUCAGAAAAUGCUUAUGGAAACAGUUUUUAGAACUUAUUACAAUUGCUGAGGUUAUUUUUUGAAGACAUUUGUGCCAUUUUUGAUACACUUGAUGUUGUCUUUAUUUGAAGUUUGGUACACAAAUUGACAUUGACUUUGCAAAGUCACGACUAAAGUACAAUCUGUAUUGUAAUUUUUUCCUCCCAAUUAGUGACAAUGAAACAGAGUUAGAAAAAAUGUAGUUUUAUCAUUUUUUGUAGGAUUGAUGCUGUUCUUUUUCUAUGAGUCAACUUACAAUAUUGUAGUGAAAUAAUGUUCAAGCAUAGUGAAAGUGUUACUUUUUUCUAAUGGAGGUAAUUUGAGAAGCCCCAAGUGAGAAGUGCUGUGAAUAGUUCCAAGAUCUGUGAUGAUAGGUAUAAUGACCUUAAUUCAUUUGUUAAUAUCUAAGGGUGUGAAAGCCAAAGCAACUCCACACAUGAGAAGAUUAUUUAUUAUUUCAGGAAUUGUGUUUUUGUUACUGUUGCCUUAAUUGAAGCCCACCUCCCAACAAAUACCUUUUGUUUGGGACUAUAAGGCCAUUGUUUCUUUCAAAAACAUUGACUUUUACUGCAAAUGAUCAGAAGUUGCUUGCAUUUCUGCUGUGUUAGUUUGAGUGUAUGUUGGGCACUGAAGUAGUUUAAAUAGUUUUCACAAAUAGUUGUGUCUAUGCUUAUUUGAAUCCCUGUAAUUAAUAAGCAAUUUCCCAAAUGGUUCUUAACAAACUUAUGGGAAUUCCAAACGAUUCACACUGACUCUUUUAACUUCGAAAAGUUUCACUGCCUGAGAAAUAUUUAUUGUCAAAUGACACCAACACUAUUCUUUUUUUUCCCUUAAUUGUUCAUAUUACAUAUAUUUAUUUGUUUCAGUAGAUAUGUCAAAUUUAAUGCUGUGCUUCUCUCAAAACUGUCUUCACUGUGCUUUCAAACUUCACAGUAUUACCAAAUACUUUGCAUUUUACAUGUGUAAAUACAAAAUAUAGUAAUUGCCCUAUA
This is a messenger RNA of Thrips palmi, 2473 nucleotides long. Its product is annotated as ATPase family AAA domain-containing protein 1-like. The transcript has 7 exons. Gene Ontology annotation, molecular function: ATP binding; ATP hydrolysis activity. NCBI's taxonomy places the organism in Eukaryota, Metazoa, Arthropoda, Insecta, Thysanoptera, Thripidae. The record is from RefSeq and is a predicted model, not a curated record. The coding region runs from base 121 to 1245 and encodes 374 amino acids. Gene Ontology annotation, cellular component: mitochondrial outer membrane.